AUGAGGAUAAGGAAGAGAGGGAGACAGACGCGCGAGCUGGGCUCGGGUCUGGGCUGCGAUUCGCUGGAUCGCUGGACUGGUCCAUUUUCUGGGUUUGCUGUUCUUCGCUGGUUUCACCAGGAAGAAGACGUGGGGGUGGGGAAGAAGACGCGGGGGUGGGGUCGGGUUAAGGGACGGUGGGCUGGUGGGAAUAUUGUAUUGUUGUUGAUGGGUAUUUGGUCCAAAAUUGGGUGUCAACAAUGGUACAAAGAUGUAGGUCCCGGUACCGUUGUAUGGGUUGGCAAUAGAAGAAAUCCAGUUAAUUGUGGUGCAUUGCUAGGACUAGACACAGAAGGAGACAUUUUUCUCCAAGAUAUACUGGGAACAACGGUAUGGAUUCAUAAGCCCAACAGUACAGUUCCCUUACCAGUACUGAAGCUCCUUGAUUCAGGUAAUCUUGUGUUUGGAGAUUCUAGUAAUCUGACGGCUGGAGAGUACCUGUGGCAAAGCUUUGACCACCCAGUUGACACAUUGUUACCAGGAAUGAAGCUUGGUUGGGACAAGAAAACUGGCAUCGACCGAUCCAUGAGGUCCUGGAGGACAGAAGGUGAUCCAGCUCUAGGUGAUUAUUUGUUCAGCCAAGAACGAUUGGAGUUUGAAACUUUCACUGAAUCCAGAUGGAAAAUACAAUUCUUGAGGUGGAAUAAUGCUACCAAUUACUGGGAGGAAGUGAAUACAUUGAAUAAGGACACAUGUGACCAGUAUAACACUUGUGGGCCUUAUAGAGUUUGUAGUGAUAGAGAUCUCCCCUGCGGGUGUCCUGAUGGUUUCACAGCUGCAUCACCAGAUGAAUGGGGCAUGAUGAAUUUUACGGAGGGAUGUAGGAGAAACACCUCACUUAACUACACCAAUAAAGACGUCUUUGUGGAGAAUAAUGGACUGAAGUUGCCUGAUAAUGCUUCUUACUGGGGAAUGUUGUACCACCAGGAGUAUGCACCUGUUUCCGACAGUAGAUGGAAAAAUGAAUGGACAAUUUUUGCUUCUUUAAUCUCAGAGCUGGCACUACUUAUUAUUUUGCUUAUAGCUGUUGUGGUUCUAUGUCAAAAAAUGAGGACAGAUGUGCUAGAUGAACAAGAAAUCAAUCAGCCGACAAAUUCUCAAGGAGCUUUGCUGCAAGGCACUAAUGUCAUUGCAUAUGAUUUCAGUGAUCUAGUUGCAGCCACUAACAAUUUCUCGCUGGCUAAUAAGAUAGGGCAUGGUGGCUUUGACAAUGUUUAUAAGGGUGUACUAGAGAAUGGAGUAGAAAUAGCAGUGAAGAAGCAGGACGUGACUUCACGUCAAGGAUUUACUGAGUUCGAGAAUGAAGUCAAGUUAAUAGCAAAGCUACAACAUCGUAACCUAACCAAAUUGUUGGGAUACUGCAUUAAUGGAACAGAAAAAUUCCUAGUCUAUGAGUUCAUGGCGAAUAAUAGCCUAAACAAGGUCAUAUUUGAUCCUGCAAGAAGGGGUACAGUAACAUGGCCAAUGCACUUUAACAUUAUCAAAGGAAUCGCAAAAGGAUUAGUUUACAUGCAUCAUGACUCAAGGUUGACAAUAAUCCACCGGGACUUAAAAGCUAGCAAUGUCUUGCUAGACAGAGAGAUGACACCCAAGAUAUCUGACUUAGGGUUGUCAAGGGUAUUCGAAGAUGAUGUUGAAGAAAAGACUCAGCAUUUAAUUGGAACACGUGGUUAUAUGCCUCCUGAGUACAUGAAAAAUGGACAUUAUUCAACAAAAUCAGACGUUUUUAGUUUUGGAAUCCUGGCAUUGGAGAUUGUGAGUGGCCAAAAGAAUUAUGAUUAUCGGCACCCAGUCUAUGAUAUUGGUCUAGUAGACUAUGCUUGGAGAAUUUGGAGUAUGGGGAAUGCCAUAGAACUACUGGAUCCAAUGAUUGAAAAACCAGGUGAUGAGAAUGAAGUUUUAGGAUGCAUCCUUGUUGGGCUCUUGUGUUGUCAACGGCGUGCCCAAGACAGACCUUCAAUGAUUCAGGUGGUUUCCUUACUGGAGGAGAAUGAAAUGUCAAGGUUAAAUUUUGUGCCUCAGGAACCUUAA
Messenger RNA from Solanum stenotomum, 2070 nucleotides. Its product is annotated as receptor-like serine/threonine-protein kinase SD1-8. Lineage: Eukaryota; Viridiplantae; Streptophyta; Magnoliopsida; Solanales; Solanaceae. The coding region runs from base 1 to 2070 and encodes 689 amino acids. Gene Ontology annotation, molecular function: ATP binding; protein kinase activity. Gene Ontology annotation, biological process: recognition of pollen; protein phosphorylation. The record is from RefSeq and is a predicted model, not a curated record. The transcript is spliced from 10 exons.